AUCUACUUCUAUUCUUCUUGACCAAGUCUGGUCAAGUUCUUGUUGUUUUGUUCAAUUCUAAUACUGAAACAACAACUAAGUUACAUAGGCCUACACAAGAGGCUGCCAUCUGGUAUUAGAUUGUUGGUUUGUAGAAGCAAUAUCAGGUGCAAGGUGAAGAAAGAAAAUCCUUAAAACUCCAUGGCGGCCACAAUUCCAAUUUUUGAUGGUGACAACUACCAGUUUUGGAAAGUGAAGAUGACAACUCUAUUUCAAUCUAUGGAUUUGUGGGAUAUGGUAGAGAGGGGGUACCAGGAUGAGAAUAACGGGGAGAACCGAAAGAAGAAUGCUGAAGCGCUUUCUCUAAUCCAGCGAUGCGUCUCAGACUCGAUCUUUAAAACAAUCAUGAAUGCUAGAAGAGCGAAAGACGCUUGGGACUUUCUUCAAGAGAUAUUUCAAACAGAGGAAAGGCCAAUUCUAUCUAUUAGCUUCUUACUACCACUCGCAAAAGCCUUAUUAGUACCCGCGAACAUCUCAAAAUCGAAGGAAACCAAUUUGAUAGUGGCUACACUGAUAGCAACGGUGACCUUCGCAGCAGGUAUCACCAUGCCUGGUGGCUACGUUAAUGAUAACAAAGACCCGAACCAAGGAAUGGCAAUUCUAACAAGAAAAGCAGCUUUCAAAGCUUUUGUGAUAACAGAUACCAUUGCCCUGACAUUAUCCAGUUUUGCAGUGCUUACCCACCUCGAUACUUCUGUGAUUGACAACCCGAUUUUACUAAAGCAGCAACUUACUUUAGCUUUUCUUUGUACUGCUUAUGCUAUGCUUGCAAUGUUGGUGGCAUUCAUUACAGGGACAUAUGCUGUGUUAGCAUCUUCAAGCCUUUCUAUUUUUGUUUGCGUAAUCCCUUCCAUUCUGUUGUUCAUGUACCUGUUUUACAGGAAGAUAUUUUUCCCUCUACUGAUGUACGAAGACAUCCAACGGCACUCUAGCUCUCUCCCACGCGUGCAAAAUCAAUAGUUUAUGAUUUGGGAUUUGCCGAUUUGAGCUCUCAUGCGUGCACCAAAUCUGUAUCAGUUUCAGUAAUUACGUAAAUAAAAUCUAUGCUUAUUGUUC
Molecule: messenger RNA, 1095 nt
Organism: Camellia sinensis
Lineage: Eukaryota; Viridiplantae; Streptophyta; Magnoliopsida; Ericales; Theaceae
Cellular component (GO): plasma membrane
Source: RefSeq, a predicted model, not a curated record